Zychaea mexicana is the source of this 886-nucleotide messenger RNA. RefSeq lists its product as uncharacterized. The record is from RefSeq and is a predicted model, not a curated record. Gene Ontology annotation, cellular component: preribosome, large subunit precursor; preribosome, small subunit precursor; nucleus. Bases 77 to 799 code for a protein of 240 amino acids. Gene Ontology annotation, biological process: rRNA processing. The transcript has 6 exons. NCBI's taxonomy places the organism in Eukaryota, Fungi, Mucoromycota, Mucoromycetes, Mucorales, Lichtheimiaceae.
CACUACCCCCCUCGCACAGCAUUAUACAUACGACCCUUUCUUCCUUGGAAAGAUUUUUCCUGCAAAACUUGAAAAUAUGAGCGACACGAUCACGGCAGAAACGACCUUGCCCUUCGGAAAGCAACUGGCUGCCAAUGAAAAGAAAACUCGCGACAAAGCCGUCAGUGCAUUACGUCGUUACAUUUCCAGCAGUCCUGAGCUUUCUCGUGUAGAUCUUUUGAAAUUAUGGAAGGGCUUAUUUUAUUGUUAUUGGAUGUCUGACAAGCCUUUGGUACAACAAGACCUCUCUGAAAAACUGGGAUCUCUUGUAUUAGACAUACCAGCUGAUAAUGCCAUUCCGUUCCUCGAAGCAUUUUGGGAAACACAUUGCUCAGAGUGGCACGGUUUGGAUAGAAUAAGAUUGGACAAGUACUACAUGCUGUUACGGCGCGUUAUUUUUUACUCGUUUUUGUUUUUGGCAAACCAUGAUUGGAAUGAGGAGAAUGUGGAAGAGUAUACUACCAUGCUUUUAAAUGGUCCCCUACAUCCAACAGACCGAAAAAAGCCUGAUUCCAUCCGAUACCAUAUUUUUGACGUUUAUUUCGAAGAGCUCGAUAAGGUGAUGGAACUGCAACGGGAACAAGGAGAAGAGGUUCAUUUGAGCAUGGAAUCAAUUGAGCGACCCAUUCAAGUUGCAGCGACUGAAUCUAUCAACAAGGUCGUAAGGACAAAGGCCAAGGCCACACUAGCUGCAUGGGAAGAAGUUAAAAAGGCAGAAGAAGAAAGUGGAGAUCAAGAUAUGGACGAAGACGAAGAAUAGAUUCCAAAGCUCUCCUUGUAUAUAAUAAUCACAUCAUCUAUCGACCAAAAGAUAAAAUAUUCAUGCAUAGCAUUUGUAUUACCAUAA